UUAUCUUGUGACACAAACACGCUCAUUUUCAUCAACACACAUACUCGACUGAAGCGACAGUACUGAGAUCAGUGACUGAACUGUAUUUUACAAUGGAGGAAGACGGCAAAGAAACCAUUUCAAUUAGAGAGAGUAAAAGACGGGAACGUCAAGCAGCCUUGGAGAGCCCAGAUAUUGGUAUUGGCUUAUGUGGGUGGAUCAUUGUCGGAUUAUCCAUCCUUCUGAUGCUCGCGACUCUGCCUCUCUCCAUAUGGAUGUGUAUUAAGAUUGUGAAGGAGUAUGAGAGGGCCAUCAUCUUUCGGCUGGGGCGGAUCCUACGAGGAAGAGCUAAAGGGCCAGGCCUGUUCUUCAUCCUGCCGUGCACAGAUAAUUUCAUCAAUGUGGACAUGCGCACCAUCACCUUCGACAUCCCCCCACAAGAGGUUCUGACUAAGGACUCAGUGACGGUCAGUGUUGAUGGAGUGGUGUACUACCGUGUUCAGAAUGCCACCCUGGCUGUGGCCAACAUCACCAACGCUGACGCUGCCACCCGCUUGCUGGCACAGACCACCCUGAGGAACGUCCUGGGCACCAAGAACCUGGCUGAGAUCCUGUCUGACCGCGAGGAGAUAGCCCACAGCAUGCAGACUACCCUGGACGACGCUACAGAUGACUGGGGUAUCAAGGUGGAGCGGGUGGAGAUCAAGGACGUCAAACUGCCCCAGCAGCUCCAGAGGGCCAUGGCUGCAGAGGCCGAGGCUAGCCGUGAGGCCAGGGCAAAGGUGAUAGCAGCGGAGGGGGAGAUGAACGCUUCGCGGGCUCUGAAGGAGGCCUCUCUGGUGAUCGCUGAGUCUCCAUCGGGCUUGCAGCUGCGCUACCUGCAGACCCUCAACACCAUAGCUGCCGAGAAGAACUCCACCAUCAUCUUCCCCCUGCCAAUGGACAUGAUGCAGGCCUUCAUGAAGAGAGACUGAGGGGAGCCUGUUGGGUGCUGUGUGAGUGCUGUUACACACAUACAGUACACACACAAAACAAACAUUCCCACAUACAGUGGGGCAAAAAAGUAUUUAGUCAGCCACCAAUUGUGCAAGUUCUCCCACUUAAAAAGAUGAGAGAGCCCUGUAAUUA
This is a messenger RNA of Oncorhynchus gorbuscha (pink salmon), 1107 nucleotides long. RefSeq names its product stomatin-like. The coding region runs from base 93 to 953 and encodes 286 amino acids. The record is from RefSeq and is a predicted model, not a curated record. Gene Ontology annotation, cellular component: plasma membrane. The transcript is spliced from 7 exons. Lineage: Eukaryota; Metazoa; Chordata; Actinopteri; Salmoniformes; Salmonidae.